UUGUUACAACUUCUCUUUUCAUUUAUCGUCGAUGAAGUUCGAUCGAAGGACGCCCAGGUUUCCAAACAGGAUUGUUCCACAACGAAGAACUCAGUGCCAAAGAUUUCCAGUGAGAAGUUGACCGAUCCAGCCUUUCUUCGAAGUAAUCGCGGAUUAUUUUUGCACGUGGUGAACACUCCAGCCGUAAGAACAACAGAUACAGAGAGAGGUACAGAGGAGGGUGGAGCGAAUUACACUAUAAAAGAUGCGCAACCCACACCAAAUGAAGAUACAAGGAAUUUUGAAAAAACAACUGGAGUGGCUAAAAGUAACGAAGAGUCGCAAACUUCAGAAGCUUCCUACACAGGUGGAGAAUUGAGUGAUGGCGAAGAAGUGACAGGAGUUAACUGCAAACAAUUCAGAAACAGGACGUCCGUAAAUGGUCAUCUGAACCUGCAUGAAUGGCGAGGAUGGUGUGGAUUCGCUGUUGAUGAUCUUAGAAGAGAACCACUAUUUCCCUUUAAACCACAAGUAUGUUGA
Pocillopora damicornis (cauliflower coral) is the source of this 519-nucleotide messenger RNA. RefSeq names its product beta-1,4-N-acetylgalactosaminyltransferase 3. The record is from RefSeq and is a predicted model, not a curated record. NCBI's taxonomy places the organism in Eukaryota, Metazoa, Cnidaria, Anthozoa, Scleractinia, Pocilloporidae. Gene Ontology annotation, cellular component: Golgi cisterna membrane. Gene Ontology annotation, molecular function: acetylgalactosaminyltransferase activity.